Messenger RNA from Durusdinium trenchii, 928 nucleotides. Lineage: Eukaryota; Dinophyceae; Suessiales; Symbiodiniaceae. The record is from the annotation of a GenBank genome assembly.
GCUCGAGGUGGUGGAAGCCGGCCUUGAAGCGGCGAUCGAUGAAGGUGCUGCUGCACCAGAGGAGAGUGGCGAGCCACACCUACAUCCCCGACCCAGUCGGUCCAUGCUUGGCGGUGCUGAUGGCGCCAGGAUCGCGCCACGGAACUUGGGGCAGGAAGAGACUGCCUUGCAGGCGCGACCUACGCUGGCUCCGCACCUGCGGCUUCCACCGCGUUCGGCGGUGGCCGCGCCGUCCUGUGCGCCGCAUCUCCGCGACGCGUCGACACGCUCCAGGAGUUCCGGACGCAACGAGCAGCGGCUGCAUCGGAUUUCGAAGGCGUUGAGCAAGAUUCUUCGCCACAAGGCUGUGGCGCUCGGCAUCCGGAUCCGUGACGACGGAUUCUGUCCGGUUGAAGAGCUCUUGUGCCUGGCAGAGCUUCGCGCGCUCCGAUGCUCUUUGACGGACAUCGAGGAGAUCGUUCGGACCGACCAGAAGCAGCGCUUCCAGUUACAGGGGUCCUCGUUGCUCCGAGCCGUGAACGGCCACACCAUGGAGGCGAUCGACGAUGAGCGCCUGCUGACACGUCUUUGGCCGGACGACCCCCGUCUGCCGGAGGCAGUCGGCGUUGUCUUUGGUUUUCCGCAGCCUCUGGUAGUGAUGGUGCUCGCAUUAAUCCUGUGCUUCCGUGCCACAUCCCUCGUCACAGGGACUGGACUGGUGGCGGAUCGGCGGCGCGUCCACUUCUCGCCCUUCGAGCCGCACGACAGUCGUGUGAUCUCGGGCCUGCGUGCUAACUGCGAGGUGGCCAUCUACAUAGACUUGCCCGCGGCUUUGGAGGAAGGGCUGCCAUUCUUCAUGAGCGCAAAUGAGGUGAUACUGUCGCCGGGCAUCGAUGGGCGAAUCCCGCCCAAAUUCAUAACUCGCGUGCGCCGCCUGUGAAGACAUGAC